Molecule: messenger RNA, 2688 nt
Organism: Anopheles maculipalpis
Lineage: Eukaryota; Metazoa; Arthropoda; Insecta; Diptera; Culicidae
Exons: 10
Coding region: 1-2688 (895 amino acids)
Biological process (GO): positive regulation of ERAD pathway; response to endoplasmic reticulum stress
Cellular component (GO): endoplasmic reticulum
Source: RefSeq, a predicted model, not a curated record
AUGGCAGAACCGAACGCGCUGCCGCCGGACGUAAAUCCAGAAAACAAUCCAAUUCCCGGUGCACCACUGAUUAAUCCCGCCCGGCCAAGAAAUAAUGUUCAGAAUCCCCUGAUAAAUGUACGCGAUCGACUGUUUCACGCACUUUUCUUCAAGACGGCCAUCGCUUACGCGCAGACCAUACCACGACCGGUCCGGCGUGCGAUUGAGCUAAUGAUGCUGCUGAAAGCCUUGACGGCAUUUUUCAUCCUUGCCUACAUUCAUGUUCGCUUUUCGCAAACGCCCACCACGUGCCUGGAGCACGUGAAAAACCAUUGGCCACGCGAUGGAAUUCUGCGUGUGGAAAUUGCAAGCCUUAGCCGAAGUGAGUAUGAUUCGACCAAGCCCAUGUCCUCGGAAAUUCUCGACGAAGGAGAUGUAAAUGUGCUACGGAACACACUGAAAAACGGAAUGAUCAGUAUCGAUCCUUCUACGACGCUACCCCACGAAGAGGAACACAAUCAAAACGGUGCGGACACGUUGCUACAACACAGCUACGCCAACAGUAGUCCGCUACCGAGCGAAAAGGCACCGUACGGCCAUGAGCCGAUGACAUCGGGCCUGUUUUCUACCGGUGUCACCAUUAACAGUACACCGUUCCCCGGUGGUGGAGCAAUCGAAGUGAAAGAGACCGACUCGGUUGAUAGGAAAGAAUCUGACACGGUUACCGUGACGGUGGGUCAAAGCUCGGCUGCGGACCAACCGCCGGAUAAUGUGGUAGUUUACACCAACGAAACAAUACUGAAAUCGCUCGAUUCUCUCACCACUCUGGCCGGUGGGGAAGAGCUCAAGUCGGAUGUACCGGUCAUGGAGAAGCUUCGCAAUGCUGUACUAUCAGCAGAUCAAUACAUUGUGGAGUAUUCACUCGAGUAUGGAUUUCUUCGCCUGUCGGCCGCUACUCGCCAGCGGUUGAAUAUUCCCGUCGCAGUCGUACGGCUCGAUCCGCAGGUGAACAAGUGUUUCGGUGAUUCAUUUAGCCGAUUGAUUUUGAAACAUUUCCUCGGCUACGAUGACAUACUGAUGGCUUCGGUGAAGGUGCUGGCAGAGCAGGAAGAUAAUAAGGGCUAUCUGCGCAAUGUCAUCACCGGUGAACACUUUCGAUUUGUGUCGGUUUGGUGGAUGGGCCGCGGAUCGUAUACGGCCGCAUUUUUCAUUAUGGUUCUUUUCACUAUUUCCAUUUCGAUGCUGUUGCGGUACUCCCAUCAUCAAAUCUUUGUGUUUAUAGUGGAUUUACUGCAAAUGUUAGAAUUUAACAUACCUGUACGGUUUCCUGCCGCACCACUGCUGACCGUAAUUUUGGCUUUAGUCGGCAUGGAAGCCAUCAUGUCGGAGUUCUUCAACGACACGACGACCGCGUUCUACAUCAUCCUGGUGGUUUGGUUCGCCGAUCAAUACGAUGCAGUUUGCUGUCAUACAAAUGUCACUAAACGUCACUGGUUGAGGUUCUUCUAUCUAUAUCACUUCUCCUUCUAUGCUUAUCACUAUCGCUUUAAUGGACAAUAUAGCAGCUUGGCGUUGGUCACUUCAUGGCUGUUUAUUCAGCACUCGAUGAUAUACUUCUUCCAUCACUAUGAACUACCCGUCAUCAUUCAGCAAGCGCAGCUGCAGCAAAUCAUCAUCCAGACGCGCAACGAGCAAGCUCGUGCUCAGCAAGGCACCCAACAGCAGAGACCCCAACAACAACAACAACAACAACAGCAGCAGCAGCAGCAACAGCGUCCAACAAACGCCGCCCAGCAGCAACAGCAAGCCAACCGGCGUCCGUCUCAGCGGGCCCACGCACUAGCGACGACAAGCUUGCUGCGCUUGUUGCGGCGCCAAAACGACAACAACAACAACAUCGGUGACAUACUGAACCGCUUUCCGCGCUACAGUCUGCACACACUGAACGUGAACCACUUCCACGGGCUGAACGCAUCGCUGCGCGACAUUGCCCGCAACUCGAUCCAGUACCUACGGUCGAACCUGAACGUGGGCAUGGCGAUGCUGGGUGGUAAUGCGGCCGUCAACCUGUACAACAAUAACAACAACAUGUUCGGCAUGCAGCAUCGUUUCGUGCGGGCAGCCGUUGGGUUGGUGCACAAUCGCAAUCCAACGCUGCAGGAUGCAGCGCCCGUUAAUGGGGACGGUCCUGAGCGGGAGGUGCUCGGUGAGGCACCGAUCGAUCGUCGCAGCAAUUAUCAGCGUAAUUAUGAGGAAAAUAAUUUCAUUUUCCCAGAGGCGGUGCAAGCCACCCAGCAGCAGCAACAACAGUCGACGGAAGCAUCCCACAGUCAGCCCGCUGCUGGGGACAACUUUGUCCCGGACGCCGCGACGACGGCGUCCUACCGAUCGACGUCGAUCGAUGAUGCGCAGCAAAAGACUACGGUCAGCAGCAGUAUGCCACUGGCGCAGGACGUCAGUGACGUGCAUCACGUGGUCAGCAAGCAGCAGAGUGUUGCUGGGACCAUAGAAGUGCCAGUCGUUGCCAUCGUCGACCGAGUGCCGACGACCAGCGACGCCGCUAGUCAACCACCACCCUCUAGUAGUAAUAGUCACGAUGCCGGCAGCAGUACAGGGCUGACGGAGGUAAACGUGCUGCUCGAGACGGAAAGCACACUUCGAAGGCGGCAGCCAACUGAUCCAACCAAACCGAACGAAUCGUCGCUAUAA